AUGUCCAACCGGACGCUGAUCUCAGAAGUCACCUUGGUCGGGUUUCCAGGGGCUCCGGAAUACUUGGACUCCUUCAUAUCCGCUAUAAUGUUUCUUGUCUAUAUUAUUUCUCUGGUGGCUAACGGGAGUGUCCUAGGUUUGGUCAUAAUCAGCGCUCACUUACACCAGCCCAUGUACCUGAUCAUUGCCAACCUCUCUGCCUCCGAUCUCUUGUUCGACACGGCCACUUUACCAAAACUGAUCGCCAAGUACUGGUUUGGAGAUGCCCAAAUGCCCUUUAGGGCUUGUCUUUUCCAGAUGUUCUGUGUCCAUUAUUUCGGGACAGUUGACUCCUUCCUUCUGUUAUUAAUGGCCGUGGAUCGUUACGCUGCCAUUUGCCAUCCUUUAAGGUAUGCCACCCUCAUCGAUAUUAGGAUGAUCGUUCUGGCGUGCGGUCUUUGCUGGGCGGUUUUAGCGCCUUCUACCAUCGUAGUUAUCACCGCUAGGAUUUCACAAAUGGCCCUUUGUGACCGGGACAAGAUCGGCACGUUGUUCUGUACUCAUACCGCCAUCUCAGCUCUGUCCUGUACGGAUGUGUCAUCCCUCAGGGUGGUGGCUUUCACGUCCGCGCUGGUUGUGCUUCUAACGUGCCUGGCGCUCAUUGUCAUUUCUUACAUUCUGAUCAUAAGAGAAAUAUCGUCAACUCACUCCGAAAAUUGGCAGAAGGCCUUUUAUACCUGCACCACCCACCUCCUGGUCAUCUCUCUGUACUACGUGCCUCGAGUCUUUGUCUACAUUGUGACUAAUAUCCCGCUGUUAAAAGUUCAAAACGAAGCCAACGUGGUGCUCCUCUGUCUUUAUUCCUUUGUGCCGCACUUGGCCAGUCCCAUAAUAUAUUUCCUCAGAACAAAGGAAAUUGCGGAGACUUUACGCAAAGUUCUGAGAAAGAAAUUUAGAUCUUUCCCAGCAAUAAACAUCCAAGUUGGAACAAAUCAUAGCUGA
Nanorana parkeri is the source of this 981-nucleotide messenger RNA. Its product is annotated as olfactory receptor 1M1-like. The coding region runs from base 1 to 981 and encodes 326 amino acids. Gene Ontology annotation, cellular component: membrane. The record is from RefSeq and is a predicted model, not a curated record. Gene Ontology annotation, biological process: G protein-coupled receptor signaling pathway. The transcript has a single exon. Gene Ontology annotation, molecular function: G protein-coupled receptor activity; olfactory receptor activity. NCBI's taxonomy places the organism in Eukaryota, Metazoa, Chordata, Amphibia, Anura, Dicroglossidae.